Pararge aegeria (speckled wood butterfly) is the source of this 1358-nucleotide messenger RNA. RefSeq names its product eukaryotic translation initiation factor 4E-1B-like. Gene Ontology annotation, cellular component: eukaryotic translation initiation factor 4F complex. Lineage: Eukaryota; Metazoa; Arthropoda; Insecta; Lepidoptera; Nymphalidae. The coding region runs from base 437 to 1285 and encodes 282 amino acids. Gene Ontology annotation, molecular function: translation initiation factor activity; RNA 7-methylguanosine cap binding. The record is from RefSeq and is a predicted model, not a curated record. The transcript is spliced from 5 exons. Gene Ontology annotation, biological process: translational initiation.
GUGAUUAUCACAAUUUUCACAAUCGACCCACUGGUAACUUUCACAAUGUAGACAGAGUUAAAGACAUAAUAUAGAUAAAAAUAAUUGAAUAUUUGAUUAUUAUCAGCGCAAUCUAUACUUGUGAAAAAAGUUGUGAGUACGUAAAAUAAAAUUCUUAGGCGCGAGUAUUUGAGCGUGUGUGCACUGUUGUUACUAUGACAUCGUAAGUUAUUUAUGUCCUAAGAUAGUACUUGAGUAACUUUGAAAGAAAAUUAAGUCUACCUACCCUCUUUUUUUUGUAUAAAUUAUUCGCAAAGCUACGUCACCGUUCGUUGAAAGAUCAAUAAGAUGAAUGAAGAAUGGAGAAUAGAGGAAGUUUAACAAGGUCUUUCUGAAAAUCGUGGAUAAGGAUUCACCAGAAGCACUCGAUACAUCAGAGACUAAAGAGAGUUCAGAGAUGACUAAGCGGACCAAGAGGUACAAGACAAACAAAAGGUCCGACACGUACAAGCGGUCCGAGGCGUCUCAAAAGAUUGAAAGAUCUGAAAAUCCGGCAAGAUCCGAGAGUCCUAAGAGAGCUGAAAGAUUUGAAACGCCCGCGGAACCAGAAAAACUAACAAAACUCGAUAAAACCGAAAACUUUGAGGAAUCCCACGAACUCCAUAAACCCGAGACAGUAGCUAACCCUGAGGUACUUGAUAAAUCCGAGAAACUCGAUAAACCUCAAAAGCCUGACGAACCCGAAACCCCUAGUAGGCCAUGCACUCUUGAGACAGUUCAUGAAGAAGAAGAGAUAAUAAAGCAUCCCUUGGAAUAUUCAUGGGGUAUGUGGUAUAUAACCAACGACAAGCGAAACUGGGAGGACAAUCUAGUGAAACUGACGUCCUUCGACACUGUUGAAGAUUAUUGGCGUUUGUACCACCACAUGAAACUGCCUUCACAACUGGGCAGCGGCAGGGACUACGCGGUGUUCAAAAACGAGUACCGUCCAAUGUGGGAGGACCCCGCGAACAGGAGCGGCGGCAGAUGGGUCAUCAGCUUUGACAAGAAACGCACCGAAGAGCUUGAUUCCAUCUGGAUGUAUUUGGUGCUGUUGAUGAUCGGUGAAAAUUUCGCAGUUCCCAGUGCUAUAUGCGGAGCCGUUGUUAACGUACGAGCCAGAAGUAGAGUUGCCUUGUGGGUGGCAGACUACAAGAACGAACAUGACAUCAUAGUAACAGGAAAGAAGAUAAGAGACACGCUUGGUCUCGGUGGCAGACUCUCAUUUCAACAGCAUAAUACGACUAAGAGCUUAUACACCAUGUAGUUAGUACAGAUUUGUAACAGUCACGACCCUACCGACAAAGACGUGCAGCUAAGCGAUUAUGCGUUCCGGUACG